Cynocephalus volans (Philippine flying lemur) is the source of this 3024-nucleotide messenger RNA. It is a transcript of the gene DUSP4, whose product is annotated as dual specificity phosphatase 4. The record is from RefSeq and is a predicted model, not a curated record. Gene Ontology annotation, biological process: endoderm formation; protein dephosphorylation; negative regulation of MAPK cascade. The transcript is spliced from 4 exons. NCBI's taxonomy places the organism in Eukaryota, Metazoa, Chordata, Mammalia, Dermoptera, Cynocephalidae. Gene Ontology annotation, cellular component: nucleus; cytoplasm. Gene Ontology annotation, molecular function: MAP kinase tyrosine phosphatase activity; MAP kinase tyrosine/serine/threonine phosphatase activity; protein tyrosine/threonine phosphatase activity. Bases 444 to 1628 code for a protein of 394 amino acids.
CGGAGCCUCGCGGGCGAGUAAUGCGUCCCCCCCGCCGGGAGAGCGGGGAGCGUUAAUGAAUCUAUAAGCCGAGGAGGAAACUCUGGCUGGGGCAGUGCGCGGAGCUCCGGCGGUGCGUGGGGAGCCCCGGCGCCGGCGGCGGCAGGCGCGGCUCAACCGCAGCACACACGACAGGCAACACCAGAGGGGACACACCGCCGUCCACCGCCACCUCUCCCUCCGCGCCGCGCGCCGUCCUGCUCGGCCCCCGAGAGUGCUGCGACUGCGAUGUGAGCGCGAGGCUGCGGGAGGCCGGGGACUGGGAGAGCCUCCGGGGACCAAGUUUUCGGCCACUUCUGCAGGCGCCCCCUCCUAGCCCUCGCCGGCCCCUUCCCGCAGCCUGCCUGGCCCGGGUGUGCCCUUGGCUUCCUCGCGCGCCUAGCGGCCUCAUUUCGCCGGAGACCAUGGUGACGAUGGACGAGCUGCGGGAGAUGGACUGCAGUGUGCUCAAACGGCUGAUGAACCGGGACGAGAACGGCGGCGGCGCGGGCGGCAGCGGCAGCCCCGGCGCCUUGGGGCUGCUGAGCGGCGGCAAGUGCCUGCUGCUGGACUGCAGACCGUUCCUGGCGCACAGCGCGGGCUACAUCCGAGGCUCGGUUAACGUGCGCUGCAACACCAUCGUGCGGCGGCGGGCCAAGGGCUCCGUGAGCCUGGAGCAGAUCCUGCCCGCCGAGGAGGAGGUGCGCGCCCGCCUGCGCUCCGGCCUCUACUCGGCCGUCAUCGUCUACGACGAGCGCAGCCCGCGCGCCGAGAGCCUCCGCGAGGACAGCACCGUGUCGCUGGUCGUGCAGGCGCUGCGCCGCAACGCCGAGCGCACAGACAUCUGCCUGCUCAAAGGUGGCUACGAGAGGUUUUCCUCCGAAUACCCAGAAUUCUGUUCCAAAACCAAGGCCCUGGCAGCCAUCCCACCCCCAGUACCCCCCAGCACCACGGAGUCCCUGGACCUGGGCUGCAGCUCCUGCGGGACCCCACUGCACGACCAGGGGGGUCCUGUGGAGAUCCUUCCCUUCCUCUACCUCGGCAGUGCCUACCAUGCUGCCCGGAGAGACAUGCUGGAUGCCCUGGGGAUCACGGCCCUGCUGAAUGUUUCCUCGGACUGCCCCAACCACUUUGAAGGGCACUAUCAGUACAAGUGCAUCCCAGUGGAAGACAACCACAAGGCCGACAUCAGCUCCUGGUUCAUGGAAGCCAUCGAGUAUAUCGAUGCAGUGAAGGACUGCCGCGGGCGCGUGCUGGUGCACUGCCAGGCGGGCAUCUCGCGCUCGGCCACCAUCUGCCUGGCCUACCUGAUGAUGAAGAAGCGGGUGAGGCUGGAGGAGGCCUUUGAGUUCGUCAAGCAGCGCCGGAGCGUCAUCUCUCCCAACUUCAGCUUCAUGGGGCAGCUGCUGCAGUUCGAGUCCCAGGUGCUGGCCACGUCCUGUGCUGCAGAGGCCGCCAGCCCGUCAGGCCCCCUGCGCGAGCGGGGCAAGGCCACCCCCACGCCCACGUCCCAGUUUGUCUUCAGUUUCCCGGUCUCGGUGGGCGUGCACUCGACCCCCAGCAGCCUGCCCUACCUGCACAGCCCCAUCACCACUUCCCCCAGCUGCUAGAGCCACGCUGGGGACCCCAGUGCCAGAGGUGGCUCUCAGCAAGGGGGUGGGCAGCAAGUCGGGACUCACCAGCUGGGGGCAGGUGACCAAGCUCCUUCCACAUCCAUUCCUUCUCGGCCAGCCACGGGCCCAGCUAGAAUGGCAAUAAGGACUUUGAAUACAUGUUAAAAGCAAACAAACAAAAUACUCCAACUUAGAGCAAUAACGGCUGUCUCUGCAGCCAGGGAAGACCUUGGUCUGGUUUAUGUGUCAGUUUUGCUUUUCAGAUAGAAAUUUCUUACCUCAUUUUUUUAAGCAGUAAGGCUUGAAGUUAUGAAACCCACAGAUCCUGGCAAAUGUGCCCAACGAGUUUUAUGAAGUGGGGAGUAGGGGGGAGGGAAAGGGAAGAGACAAGAAGGAAAGUUUGCCAGAAGUGCCUGGUCCUGUGUGCUGUCUCCUUGUUGUCGUCGUUGUAGUUCCAGGAAUUUUGUUUUUUAAGGGAAAUCUUCUAGUACAGGUAUUCAUUUCUAGGUCACCACCAGGUGAAUAAUUAUGCUUAGUAAUAAAUAGAAGUAUUUAUGAAGAAUUCCUCAGAGUAUGUAAGUACAAGGAGUCUGGUGACAGUGGGUUUAGGACGUUUAUGUUGAUGUCAGCAGUGGAGGACGACAGCGUGCAGUCGUCAGCAGUGGGAAGUAAACGGUAUCUUGUGGGUACAUACGAGCUGGCAUGACGACAGCCUGCAUCUAUUGCCAUUGAGAAGCAGGCAGGUGGGAGGAGGAAGGAAAGGACGACUUCUCAGUUACUUUUGAAGCUGGUUCCUGGGUACACAGGCCACUGAAGCAAUUUUAGACCCCAACAAUACAACCUUUUCUCUCUGCUGAUGAAUAUGGUGGUUGGAGCAUUUUUCUCAUAGACCUAUGUAUCAUCUGUAAUAAAUGCCAUAUGACAUAAGGUGCUCCUAGAAAAUUGGGUGCAAUUCAGAUUUUCCUACAGUGAAUCAUUUGGCAAAGCCAUUGGGGAAACCAGAUAACUAGAGACAUACCUGAAAUGAAUCCUUUUGUAAGAUGAAGCACCAUCUUUUCUCUUUUGCAUAAUUCAAAGGUUUUAAUUUUAGGGGUUUUACUUGAAGUAUGCCAAUGAAUUCUUGCAUUCUGAAAGUUCCUGGUUAGGUGAGUAUUUUCAAAGGCCCUCUUGAAUCAAAAGGGGAGUGGACACCACAUUUCAGGUCUCCUUGAAGUCCUUUAAGGGCAACAGCAUCAGCAAGGUGGGGUUGAGGUGGGGUCGGGGCAGACUCGGCUUGGAGGGUGGCCCCAGUAAAAUGUGCAUCAUGGGGCUUGGGAGCUAUUCUGAAUCCUUACUUGGAAUAAUGCCAUUUUAAGGGGACUUUCCAAACGGAGGAGUGGCUUUGGAGGAAGGA